Messenger RNA from Stylophora pistillata, 759 nucleotides. Its product is annotated as putative ATP-dependent helicase IRC3. Lineage: Eukaryota; Metazoa; Cnidaria; Anthozoa; Scleractinia; Pocilloporidae. The record is from RefSeq and is a predicted model, not a curated record.
AACUCAUGAGAAAUAGAAUAAAAUGGAAAGAAUGGACAGAGAAUUAUAUUCCAUAUUACUUAGUAGAAUAUUUAGGUGAAGAUAAAGUCAUAGCUUUAUGGGAAGCUUUAAACACAACUAAAUCCUAUUGGAGAUAUGAAGGCUUUGGCAAAACUAUAGUAUUAUCAUCUAUACUAGGUAAGAUAAUCGAAGCAAAUAACUCUACUAAAGCAUGUGUACUUGCACAUAGGGAUGAGUUGACUUAUCAGAAUCAAGAUAAAUUCCUUAAGAUAAAUCCAGAAAUUAAUACAUCACUCGUUAAUGCUAAUACAAAGGAUUGGGAUGGGCAGGUUAACUUUGCAAUGGUGCAAACUUUAAGUAGAGAGAAAACUUUAAACUCUAUGCCUAAGCUAGAUAUACUAGUUAUUGAUGAAGCGCAUCACUCUACUGCUAAAACAUAUCGAACAAUUAUCAAUAAAGCAAAAGAACUUAAUCCUAAUUUAAAACUGCUUGGAGUUACUGCCACACCAGCUAGAGGUGAUAAGAAUGGUUUAGGAAGAGUGUUCUCUAACUGUGCAAUGCAAGUAAAGCUUGGAGAUGUGAUCGGUGAUGGUCAUCUCGUUAUGCCUAGAACCUUUAUUAUAGAUGUAGGUAUACAAGACAAAUUAAAAGAACUGCAUAAGAGAACAAAAGGUGAAUACGAUGAAGAAGAAGUUGAAGCCAUUAUGAAUGUUGAGCCAGUAAAUGAAGCAGUAGUAGAGCAUUGGAAAGAAAAAGCUG